AUGGAAAACUUGCAGCCACCGAUACCUCAGGGCUGGGAGGAGCCGCCGUCUGCAGAACAGUCGCUGGAAGAGCGACCACAGAAGAAACGCCGCAAGUACAUCGCGCUAGCUUGCAAUGAAUGCAAGCGUCGAAAAAUCAAGUGCAAUGGGGAAACGCCUUGCCAGCGAUGUGGCCGGCUGCGUGUCGAGUGCAUUUACGUCGAAAACCCUCGGCCUCUCAACAUGAGCGAGGCGGAGUACGCUGUUUCACAACCUGGAAUCCUUGGAUCAUUCACUGAUGAAAACAAUAUUUCUAGGAAUUUCGAGCGACUUUUUGACCAAAUGAAAUCGAUGCAAGACCAGAUCGCCUCGCUGUCGGCUACGGUCCGGUCGAUGGCGCACAAUGAAACCUCACCCAUCGGGGUUGGCAGGGCUCGCUCAAGUGUCACCGGUCCCGUAACAGGCUCCUACGGACUCAUUCCAGCACAACGUCCGCUCCGACGGGUGUCUACGUUCACGAAAAAUCCAUUCCAGGGCCCGACAACCUCUGCUUUCAGUUUUGACUUGGCAAAAUCCAGUCUACAGAGACGAGGAAUUGUAGAGCGAACUGAUCCCAGCGAUGACGCCGAGGGCGAUUUAACUCAGGAGCCGUCGCCCUUGGCCUCUCCAUCCGCGCCAGACCGUGAAUUCGACCUUCGUCAAGCGGUUGACCCCCUAUGGUCCCUCCCGAAAAGCGAAGCGGUGCGACUGUGUAAGGUCUAUGAAGAGGAGAUGGGCAUUAUGUACCCGGUAUUGGAGCUGCCUCAGCUUCUAGAGCAGGUGGAUUCGCUGUAUGGGUUGAUGCAUAGCGCUGUUGAGCCGGGCAUAAAACCUAACGGCCAGGUGGACAAGGACGAUAUCUAUAUUCUCAGGUUGGUGUUCGCAUGCGCCUUGACAGCCGAGGCGAGCGGACGUAGCGAAAAGGCUAUUGCGCUGUUUGACAGUGUGCGGGAAGUCCAGGAUAAUUGUGUUUGGGGCCCACCCGAGAUCAAAAACAUCAUCUUUCUGACUCUUGUUUCCAUAUUCUACUUUCAGAUGGAUGAAGAAACCCUGGCUUGGCGAACCAUUGGCAUUGUAGAACGCAUGUGCCUCGAAAAGGGCCUUCACCGACGAGAAACCCUCAAUCAGCCUGCGAUAAUCAGUGCCGGGAGAGAUCGUGUAUUACGACUCUUUUGGUCGAUCUAUAUCCUUGACAUGCGUUGGAGCUUUGGCACAGGAAUGCCAUUCUCACUAGAGGACACAGACAUCGACCCUUGGCUUCCAGAGCCCGAAGAAAAGACCCCGUACUUGCGCGUCAUGAUCCGGUACAGUCGGAUUGCGGCCAAAGUCUGGAAAUUCAUUUCGGCGUUCAAUAAUACAAACGAGAUCAAGAAAGACGAGAUGAAUUAUUUGGACUGGCAAGUCUUACGCUGGGUAGACGAUAUUCCUGACGAGUUGCGCCUCAACCAGCUCAACGCCUCCGGUUCCAAUGGAGCCCCCGAAGAUCCUCGAAGUCUACAACGUCUUCGGGCAUUGUUGUAUCUACGAGCUAAUCAGCUACGUAUGCUUAUUCACCGUCCAGUCCUGCACACAGCUGGUCAUAUUAUGCGCUCUCCGGAUGAGUCAGAGGUUGUUGUGACUAUCGCGAAAGAUACUAUUCGAUUCAUCACUCAGCUCAACGAAACAUCGGACAUCUACCAGUUACAGCAGGUCGCAUUUAACUGGUUCCUGGUAUCUGCUCUGGCUGUUCUAUUUCUGGCCGUCUCACAAGCUCCGACCCAAUUUAGUGGGUCUUGCAAAGAAGAGUUCUACUGGGCUCUGGAGCUGGUGAAGGGAUUUUCAACCAAAUCAUACAUUUCGAGGCGGCUCUGGAAAUCUAUCCGUAGCCUUCGCAAGCUGGGCCCACAGCUCGGGCUAGGGGUACAGAAAGGCAAACCACCUAAUUCAAGUGGUGCUGAGACUGGCCAGCAAGACUCCUCCCAGGUCCAUGAAUCUCCCAUUCAAGGUCCAGGGUCGAGUACAAAUAGCCAGACCCCUCUGGAUGGAGCUCAGAUGACACAGGAACUGAUGGAGUGGUUUGAAGCGGUUGGUAACCUUGAGGAUCAAAUUAUGGGAGUUGGAACAGGUCCAGUACCCGAGGAUGCCUCAUGGCAACAGAUGCCCAAUGGUUCGUUCAUGUUUGACUAUGGCGCAGAGCUGUCGAGUGUGAUGAAAGAUUGUUUUUAG
Penicillium macrosclerotiorum is the source of this 2223-nucleotide messenger RNA. Its product is annotated as putative C6 transcription factor. The transcript has 3 exons. The record is from RefSeq and is a predicted model, not a curated record. Gene Ontology annotation, molecular function: DNA-binding transcription factor activity, RNA polymerase II-specific; RNA polymerase II cis-regulatory region sequence-specific DNA binding; zinc ion binding. Gene Ontology annotation, biological process: positive regulation of transcription from RNA polymerase II promoter by galactose; DNA-templated transcription. Gene Ontology annotation, cellular component: nucleus. Lineage: Eukaryota; Fungi; Ascomycota; Eurotiomycetes; Eurotiales; Aspergillaceae. The coding region runs from base 1 to 2223 and encodes 740 amino acids.